Scatophagus argus is the source of this 1758-nucleotide messenger RNA. RefSeq names its product zinc metalloproteinase nas-36-like. The record is from RefSeq and is a predicted model, not a curated record. Gene Ontology annotation, molecular function: zinc ion binding; metalloendopeptidase activity. The transcript is spliced from 8 exons. Lineage: Eukaryota; Metazoa; Chordata; Actinopteri; Scatophagidae. Gene Ontology annotation, biological process: proteolysis. The annotation marks the transcript as partial.
UGCACAUCUCACUGGAUCCUGUCUCCUUUAUGUCAAAGUGUCCACAGUGCCUUUGCGAAUGAUCGCCAGUGGGAGAUUGACUGCAAGCCUUCCGACAUCAGCAGCUGCUUCUGGUCGGGUUACUUCAACUUGUACGACCAAGAAAUGAGCUACAACUGCCCGGCCAAUCAUGUUAUAGUUGGCUUCUACAGCGACUACCAGAGCUAUCACGGAGGCAGAAGAUGGAAUGUGCUCUGCUGCACCACCACAAAACUGAUCACAUUUGACUGCCGGGAAACACCAAUGGUCAACUAUUGGACUGAAGACUUUGAUUGGUACGUCCCUGGAGACAACUUCCUGACAGGCAUCUACACCCACAACAAGGAUAACAAUGGAGAUCAUCGCUGGAGCUUCAGUUACUGCAGAGGAACAACACAAGACACCCAGACAGUCAACUCACAAAUCCUUGCAGCAAACAAACCAGUUGAAAGCUAUUUAACUGAAGGGGAUGUUGCAGUGAAAAAAACAAGGAGUGCAACAGUCUGCAGUCAGUGCAAAUGGCCAAAGUCAAGUCAGAUGGUCGAAGUACCUUAUGUUGUAAACAGUGACUUCACGAGUGCUGAAAGGAGCGCCAUUGACAACGCCAUCAACGCCUUCCACCUGAGCACUUGUAUCCGCUUCGUUCCUCUCAAAGUUCAGACCAACUACAUCAGCAUUGUGAAGGCCACCGGAUGCUGGUCUUAUGUUGGACAAACAGGAGGGGCUCAGCAGUUGUCCCUUGGUAGCGGAUGCAUUCAACAUGGCGUCAUCCAGCACGAGCUCAUCCACACACUUGGCUUCUGGCACGAGCAAAGCAGAAGUGACAGGAACAUUUAUGUCAGGAUCAACUACGAAAACAUCGACGACGCUUAUAAAAGUAAUUUUGACCAACGCGAUACAAAUAACCUCAAUGUUCCAUAUGACUACUCCUCUGUCAUGCAUUAUGGACCGAAGGACUUCUCAAAGAAUACAAAGGACACCAUCACUCCCCUCGAUCCCUCAGCACAAAUAGGUCAGAGGAAACACAUGUCAGAAAAUGACAUACUGAAGAUCAACAAGCUCUAUGGCUGCAAGGACUACCUGCACAAAAAUGGCAACUGGGACAAUGUGUUGGGUGAUGAUUUGAGUCGACAGUGUCCUUAUGGCCAGGCUGUUUCUGGCAUCACAAGUGUCCACAAUAACGACCAGAAUGAUCGACUGUGGGGGAUUUCGUGCAAGGCUUUCAAGGAAACGAGGACAUGCCGCUGGUCAAACUAUGUGAACAAUUACUGGGGAGACUUGGACUUCAAAUGUGGUGACAACCAGGUGAUAGCAGGGGUCUACGGUGAACACAGCAGCCUCUUUCAGGACAGGAGAUGGAAGUUUUAUUGCUGCAGUGCCUUUAACUUUGCUACAUUGGAGUGCAAAAAAACACCAGUCAUCAACUACUGGAAGGAGUAUUUCAGCUGGCCAGUCCCCAGCAGCAACUUCCUCACAGGCGUGAAGAGCAUCUUCGAUAAGACAACUCGCGAUCGUAGAUGGAGCUUCUCAUACUGCCAGGGGAAAACCCAGUGAAGCUACCAGGAACGGGAAGAUCCCUGACAAGGUUUCCUGAUGUGUAGAAACAACCAUGCCCCAAACUGAUUAAGGGGUCAUCUCUCCUUUCCGAAACAAGUUUUGAUUGUGGUCUUUCACCAUCUAAGACUUAUUGUUUUGUGUGUCACAGUACAUGUAUAUAUAUAUAUAUAUAUAUAUAUAUUU